Messenger RNA from Thunnus maccoyii (southern bluefin tuna), 2279 nucleotides. Its product is annotated as ATP synthase subunit alpha, mitochondrial-like. The record is from RefSeq and is a predicted model, not a curated record. Bases 57 to 1712 code for a protein of 551 amino acids. Gene Ontology annotation, molecular function: ATP binding; proton-transporting ATP synthase activity, rotational mechanism; ADP binding. Gene Ontology annotation, biological process: proton transmembrane transport; proton motive force-driven ATP synthesis. Lineage: Eukaryota; Metazoa; Chordata; Actinopteri; Scombriformes; Scombridae. The transcript has 11 exons.
AUUCAGCCAUUACAUUCACACUCUGGUGGAGGACAGGUCAUCAGCAACCCGAGAAAAUGUUAUCCGUGAGAGUUGCAGCAGCUUUGGCCAGAACCCUUCCCAGAAGGGCUGGAUUUGUGUCCAAGGCUGUACCGGCCGCUUGCGUCGGGGUCAACCACCUCCACACACACAGACCAUGGCUGCAGAAGACAGGCACAGCUGAGGUGUCCUCAAUCCUGGAGGAGAAGAUCAUGGGAGCAGACACCUCUGCAGAUCUGGAGGAGACGGGACGUGUGCUGUCCAUUGGUGACGGUAUUGCCAGAGUGUACGGGCUGAGGAACGUCCAGGCAGAAGAGAUGGUGGAGUUCUCCUCUGGCCUGAAGGGCAUGUCUCUGAACUUGGAGCCUGACAAUGUUGGUGUUGUGGUGUUCGGUAAUGACAAGCUGAUCAAGGAGGGCGACAUUGUGAAGAGAACUGGUGCUAUUGUGGAUGUUCCUGUUGGUGAGGAGCUGCUCGGCCGCGUUGUGGACGCUCUGGGAAACGCCAUCGAUGGAAAGGGUCCCCUGGGCGCCAGCACCCGUAGGCGUGUAGGUCUGAAGGCCCCUGGUAUCAUCCCCCGUAUCUCUGUGAGGGAGCCCAUGCAGACUGGAAUCAAGGCUGUGGACAGCUUGGUGCCCAUUGGCAGAGGCCAGCGUGAGCUGAUCAUUGGUGACAGGCAGACUGGCAAAACCGCCAUUGCCAUUGACACAAUCAUCAACCAGAAGCGCUUCAAUGAGGGAACUGAUGAGAAGAAGAAGCUGUACUGCAUCUACGUCGCCAUCGGACAGAAGAGGUCCACUGUGGCUCAGCUGGUGAAGAGGCUGACUGACGCUGACGCCAUGAAGUACACCAUCGUGGUCUCUGCCACCGCCUCUGAUGCUGCUCCUCUGCAGUACCUGGCCCCAUACUCUGGCUGCUCCAUGGGAGAGUACUUCAGAGACAAUGGCAAGCACGCCCUGAUCAUCUAUGAUGAUCUGUCCAAGCAGGCUGUUGCCUACCGUCAGAUGUCCCUGCUGCUGCGUCGUCCUCCUGGUCGUGAGGCCUACCCCGGUGAUGUGUUCUACCUGCACUCCCGUCUGCUGGAGAGAGCUGCCAAGAUGAACGACAACUUCGGAGGCGGCUCCCUCACUGCCCUCCCCGUCAUUGAGACCCAGGCUGGUGAUGUGUCUGCCUACAUCCCCACCAACGUCAUCUCCAUCACAGAUGGACAGAUCUUCUUGGAGACUGAGUUGUUCUACAAGGGUAUCCGCCCAGCUAUCAAUGUGGGUCUGUCUGUGUCCAGAGUAGGCUCUGCUGCCCAGACCAGAGCCAUGAAGCAGGUGGCCGGUACCAUGAAACUGGAGCUGGCUCAGUACCGUGAGGUCGCUGCCUUCGCCCAGUUCGGUUCUGACUUGGACGCUGCCACCCAGCAGCUCCUUAACAGGGGUGUCAGGCUGACUGAACUGCUCAAGCAGGGACAGUACUCUCCCAUGGCCAUUGAGGAGCAGGUGACAGUCAUCUAUGCUGGUGUCAGAGGUCACCUGGACAAGAUGGAGCCCAGCAAGAUCACAAAGUUUGAGAAGGCUUUCUUGCAGCACAUUCUCAGCCAGCACCAGGACCUGCUCGCCGCAAUCAAGGCUGAUGGAAAAAUCUCAGAGGCAUCAGACGCUAAACUGAAGCAGAUUGUACUGACCUUCCUGUCCAGUUUCGAGUAAUGGAUAGCACUUCUCUUGAUCUUCAGUGAGCCACCUGUCUGUGUCCCCAUUAUGCUUAUAUAUGUGAACACACUGAAGGCCAAAACCUCCAUGUACAGAUUUCUCCAAAUAAAAUUUUACAACCCCACUAUGCGGUAAGAUUGUUCUGAUUGUACGCUUAGCUACAGUAAGUUUAGUGUUUCGGUUGGUGCCCUCUGAGCAGAUUUCACCAGUAGCAGAAGAGUAAUGACAUCAGAGAAUUAACACUUUUGUUUAAAUGCAUAAAAUGUGUUGAAUUUUCACGUCAUGCUGAGCAUUUCAGUGCAUCGAACUACAAAAGUGACUUGAUCAAAUGCAUUAUAAUGCACACACCAUAGUCAUGAGUCCUGCUGUUUACUGUACUGUAAUGAAUUGUUCAUAAGAGCAUUAUCUAUGGGAGGGCAAAUGACUGGUGUUAGAUUUGACUUGAGUGUCUGAGUAUUUAAGGGGUGAAGUUCAAAGCCUAGUUUCUCACCUGUGGUUGAAAUGAUGGGUUGACCUGUUUGAUACUGGUAAUAAAUUCUGUGAUACUGUCACAGAUUAAAUCAA